UGAGAUGAAGUAUGGUGUAACCUAUGGCGUGUGGUGUUUGGAUGUAUACAUUCGUGGAUUCUGAUUGGCCCGUUCGCGGGCUUGGAAGGUUGUCCCGAGACACACUUGAGAAGGGGUUUGUCUAAGGCUUUGAAACGCUCUCUUUUGUCCAAUUGGUGUUUCAAUUGAAGGUUGUACACGGGGGAAAAGAUGUCAUUGGAGGACCGCCUAUCACAGGGAGUCAAGUAUGAUGCGCUCAAGAACCAGGGCACGAAACCUGUUUCCUUGAAGAAGAUUGAAAUCACCGGUGGUGAUUUCUCAAAUCACUUCUACGACAAGCUUCUCUCUCCUGCCCUGAAUGUCAAGGACGGCGUCCAAUUGACCGUGCUGGACGACGAGCUGACUUCCAUCCAGCAGAGACUGCUGUAUACCGGGCUGUUCAGAGACGUCUCUGUGAAGUUGGACCUCGAUGGCGCUCCACAAGUGCCAACCCUGCUACAAGGAGCUCCACAGCAACCUGGCUCAUCGUCUAAGCCAUUGCCCGUCAAGGCCACCAUCCUUCUGAAGGAGUUACCCCUUCUGAAGUACCAGUCAUUCUCCAAGAGCACGGACAACGACGUGUCAUGUGGUGUUCGCUACCUCAACCCGAACGUGUCGCAGAACGGUGACUCUUUACUCGUGGACGUCAACUUGCAAUACGACCCUACCGCCAGAGCCAUCACCAAGAACGUCUGGAGCUUGACGUACCUAGCGCCUUCCUGGAUCUCAUCAGAAGGUAGCAAAUUCGUCCUGACACCUGCCGUCUCUAGUGUGGAUGCACGUAAAUGGGCUUCUCAUAAGCAGUACUCUGUGGGAGGGCUUCUUGGGUUGCAGAGACUGUGCUUCAAGAAGUGUGGCGACUCCAUCAUUACAAAUGGCCUGGUUGGUGAGUUGAGACAGGUCACUGACAUCUCAAACAACGCCAGCGAUGCGAUCCGCACCUACGCUGGCGGUGAUCUAAAGCUCGGGUUCCAGUCCCAUUUGGGCCAUGAUACAAGAGAGUACGUUGGUAGGUUCACACGUGAUGGUUCGUAUGGUGAGCUCAACUUCGAGCUCUCAGGUCACAACUCCGUGGACUACUCGCACGGCUCGCAAGAGGAGAUCAAACUGCAGCCUUUCAUCAAAUCCGUGGGCCACUAUGAAGGCGCAAGAUCUUUCUUCUGUGAUAACUUCACGCUUGGAUACACCGUGGACACCGGCUUCAUCAAAUCUCUGAUCAACGCGGACGACAAGCUACACAUCUCUGACAAGUUUCUCCUCGGAGGGCUGGGUUCGCUCCAGGGGUUCCGCUUGAACAGCGUUGGGCUGAAGAGCGGCCAUGAUUACGUCGGCGGCUCUUCUCUCUUCAAGGCAGACUUGAGAUUGUUUACAAGAUUGCCAAACACCAAGCGCGAGUCUCCACUGAGAUUGUACAACUACGUGAACUUUGGUGAUGUCUAUGAGACAAAGACGUUGUCAGCAUUAGGAGAUUUGAUUGCAUCUGGUGAUUUCAUCACCAAGAGCGCAAUGUCCACAGGCGUCGGCUUAUCCUACAAGGCCGACAACGCUACGCUUGACCUGUCAUAUAACGUUCCUUUAUCAUCGAGAAGCCAAGAUAGCGCCAGCCCAGGGCUGAACUUUGCCGUUACGCUGAACUUCAAGUGAUGGACGUCUUAUAAAUACUAUUCUAUACAUUGUUCUAUAUACACACGCACAAGAUAGGAGCAAAGCGCUUCACUCAACACGCACAGUAGGGAGUGGCGGGUA
Williopsis jadinii is the source of this 1764-nucleotide messenger RNA. RefSeq lists its product as uncharacterized. Lineage: Eukaryota; Fungi; Ascomycota; Saccharomycetes; Phaffomycetales; Wickerhamomycetaceae. The record is from RefSeq and is a predicted model, not a curated record. The transcript has a single exon. Gene Ontology annotation, cellular component: outer membrane. Bases 190 to 1662 code for a protein of 490 amino acids.